This is a messenger RNA of Eurytemora carolleeae, 1464 nucleotides long. RefSeq names its product zinc finger protein 431. Gene Ontology annotation, cellular component: nucleus. Bases 85 to 1191 code for a protein of 368 amino acids. The transcript has 2 exons. Gene Ontology annotation, biological process: regulation of gene expression. The record is from RefSeq and is a predicted model, not a curated record. Lineage: Eukaryota; Metazoa; Arthropoda; Copepoda; Calanoida; Temoridae.
GUUAGUCAGGGUUUGAAUUUAUGUGCCGAAAACGACGCUCAUGUCGAACAAAUGGGUUAAUAAAAAGUACACAUUUCAGAGAGAAUGGAAGAAAUUAUGGAUGAAGAAAUCUCUACUGUAAAGGAUUCAUGUACUAUUAAUGUAGUGGAAGAUGUAAAGGAGGAAAGUACAGAAAAUCAAGGCAAAGUUGUCAAGAUUGAAGUAGAUCCCCUUUUCCCUGAACAAAAGAGGCUUAAAAAGAGGAAACUGAGAGAAAAAAGAGAUACAAGUUUUCCCUGUGUAAAAUGUGAUUAUAUGGCAACUCAAGCAUGUGAUGUAAAGAGACAUAUUGAAAAUAUGCAUGAAGGAGUGAGGUAUCCAUGUGAUCAAUGUGAAUACGCUGCCACUCAAGCAGGUAGUCUGAAGAUACACAUUAAAUCAAAACAUGAAGGAGUCACAUAUCCUUGCGAUCAAUGUGAAUACGCUGCCACUACAUCCAGUAGUCUGAAGAUACACAUUAAAUCUAAGCACGAAGGAGUGAGAUAUUCUUGUUCUAAUUGUGAAUAUACUGCCACUACAGCAGGUAAUCUGAAGAAUCAUAUUGAAAAAAAACAUGAAGGAGUUAGAUAUCCGUGUUGCCAGUGUAUGUAUGCUGCAACUGACCAAAGUAGUCUGAGGAGACAUAUUAAAAAUAAACAUGAAGGAGUGAGAUAUCCCUGUGGCCACUGUGUGUAUGCUGCAACCGACCCAGGAAAUCUGAAGAAACAUAUUGAAUCUAAACACGAAGGAGUGAGAUAUCCCUGUAAUCAGUGUGAAUACGUUGCUACUGGUGUACAGGGUCUGAAAAGACACAUUGAAUCUAAACAUGAUGGAGUGAGAUAUCCAUGCUCUCAUUGUGAAUACGCUGCCACUACAUCAGGCAGUCUGAAGAUACAUAUUGAAUCUAAACAUGAAGGAGUAAGGUAUUCCUGUGAUCAGUGUGAAUACGUUGCAUUUGACCAAAGUAAACUGAAGAAACAUUUUAAAAAUAAACAUGAAGGAGUAAGUUAUCCAUGCGAUCAAUGCAAGUACGCUGCCACUACAGCAAGUGCUUUGAAGAUACAUAUUGAAAAUAUUCAUGAAGGAGUGAGAUAUCCUUGCGAUCAGUGUGAAUACGUUGCCACCCAAUCCUCUCAUUUAAAAACACAUCAAAAAAGGAAACAUAUUAAAUAAGAAGUAUUUUGCACUGCAAACUUAAAAUUGUCUUUUUUCUCAUUGCACCUCAACAUUUUCCAGGGAUAACAUUCCAAAAUUUACCGGAGGAGAAAAGGAAUAAAUAAAUAUCUUUGUAAACAUUGUGAUAAAUCUACAACUAAUACUUAUAUUUUAAAGAUUCACAUUCAUCAUCUGGAAACUCAUGUUAAAGGGAAAAUAUGAGAAAACCAAACAAAAUAUCCAUGAUACAUUAAUAUAAUAUCGUUUUGAAAAUGAAAUUUUGCCUUAUGG